Messenger RNA from Salvia splendens (bonfire salvia), 582 nucleotides. Its product is annotated as malonyl-coenzyme:anthocyanin 5-O-glucoside-6'''-O-malonyltransferase. Lineage: Eukaryota; Viridiplantae; Streptophyta; Magnoliopsida; Lamiales; Lamiaceae. Bases 1 to 582 code for a protein of 193 amino acids. The transcript has a single exon. The record is from RefSeq and is a predicted model, not a curated record.
AUGAAGAUUAUUUCCCCUUUCCUACAAUCCGAUCCCACACAAAGACUCAUCUUCUUCGAUUUCCCCUGCUCAAUCCUCCAUUUCCAUCAAAACAUUCUCCCCUCCUUGAAAGUUUCUCUUUCCCUCACUCUCACACACUUCCUCCCAAUCGCCGGAAACGUAGUCCUCCCGUUGAACUCCGGUACUCCCGCCAUCCGCUGCGCCUCCGGCGACUCUGUUUCUCUAAUUAUAGCUCAAUCCGAUCAAAAUCUUCACUAUCUCACUUCACACAAUCAACGAAUCGCUGAUCACUUCUACGAAUGCGUCCCCGAGCUCCCGCUUGCAACUCGAUUUGUCGACUCCGUCGUCUUCCCCGUGAUCGCUCUUCAGAUCACGCUGUUUGCAGGCCAGGGAAUCUGCAUCGGCAUCACCAAUCAUCACGCCGUCGCCGAUGGGAGCAGCAUCGUUAAUUUUGUUAAGUCGUGGGGCUGUGCCAAUAGAUCUGGAGACGGUGAAGCAUUUCAUCAAGCAGUUGGUAGGCAUUUUCCGGUUUUCGACCGUAAUUUGGUUGAAGAUCACGGAAAAUUAGAUUCAAUCACUUAG